This is a messenger RNA of Erythranthe guttata (spotted monkey flower), 2032 nucleotides long. RefSeq names its product 2,3-bisphosphoglycerate-independent phosphoglycerate mutase. NCBI's taxonomy places the organism in Eukaryota, Viridiplantae, Streptophyta, Magnoliopsida, Lamiales, Phrymaceae. Gene Ontology annotation, cellular component: cytoplasm. The record is from RefSeq and is a predicted model, not a curated record. Gene Ontology annotation, biological process: glucose catabolic process. Gene Ontology annotation, molecular function: manganese ion binding.
AGUCUCCCUAUUCGAUUCUACUUGUUUCUUCAGAAAUCUAUACUCACAAAACAACAAGCGGCAAAAGAAAAGAAAGAAAAGGAAAAGGAGAUGGGUAGCUCUGGAUUUUCAUGGAAAUUGAAGGAUCACCCAAAGCUGGCAAAGGGGAAAACGAUAGCAAUGAUUGUUUUGGAUGGGUGGGGCGAAGCUAAACCCAAUCAGUACAAUUGCAUCCAUGUGGCGGAGACUCCAACCAUGGAUUCACUUAAGAAUGGUGCCCCUGAUAAAUGGAGAUUGGUGAAGGCCCAUGGUAAGGCGGUGGGUCUGCCCACAGAUGAUGACAUGGGCAAUAGUGAGGUUGGUCACAAUGCUCUUGGUGCUGGCAGGAUUUAUGCACAAGGUGCUAAGCUUGUUGAUAGUGCUCUUGAUACUGGAAAAAUUUAUGAUGGAGAAGGUUUCAACUACAUCAAGGCAUCUUUUGAAAGUGGAACACUUCACCUCAUCGGAUUAUUGAGUGACGGAGGUGUACACUCUAGGCUAAAUCAGUUGCAGUUGUUGCUUAAAGGUGCUAGUGAGCGUGGUGCUAAAAGAAUCCGUGUUCACGUUCUGACGGAUGGACGUGAUGUUUUGGAUGGAACAAGUGUGGCCUAUGUUGAAACUCUUGAAGAGGAUCUUGCAAAGCUACGCGAAAACGGUGUCGAUGCCCAGAUUGCAUCUGGUGGAGGUCGCAUGUAUGUCACAAUGGAUCGAUAUGAAAAUGAUUGGGAAGUUGUAAAAAGAGGAUGGGAUGCACAAGUCCUCGGAGAAGCACCAUACAAGUUUAAGAGUGCCGUUGAAGCUGUCAAGAAGCUGAGAGAGAUUCCUAACACGAGUGAUCAAUACUUGCCUCCCUUUGUCAUUGUUGAUGAUAGUGGCAAGUCUGUGGGGCCCAUUGUCGACGGUGAUGCUGUUGUGACUUUCAACUUCCGGGCUGAUCGUAUGUCCAUGGUUGCCCAGGCACUUGAGUAUGAGAAGUUUGAUAAAUUUGACCGUGUCAGAUUUCCCAAGAUUCGUUACGCUGGGAUGCUUCAGUACGAUGGCGAACUUAAACUUCCAAACCACUACCUCGUUUCUCCUCCUGAAAUGGAAAGAACUUCUGGAGAGUAUUUGGUCCACAACGGUGUCCGUACCUUUGCUUGCAGUGAAACAGUUAAAUUUGGUCAUGUGACCUUUUUCUGGAACGGAAACCGGUCAGGAUACUUCAACGCGGACAUGGAAGAAUAUGUUGAAAUUCCAAGCGAUAGUGGUAUUACCUUUAAUGUCAAGCCAAAGAUGAAAGCCUUGCAGAUUGGUGAGAAGGCAAGAGAUGCUAUCCUCAGCGGCAAAUUUGACCAGGUACGUGUUAACCUGCCAAAUAGUGACAUGGUGGGACACACCGGUGAUAUUGACGCAACAGUUGUGGCUUGUAAGGCUGCUGAUGAAGCCGUCAAGAUGAUACUUGAUGCGAUAGAGCAAGUGGGAGGAAUAUAUGUAGUUACAGCUGAUCACGGAAACGCAGAGGACAUGGUUAAAAGGAACAAGAAAGGCGAACCCCUUCUUGACAAGAAUGGCAACAUUCAGAUUCUUACUUCUCACACACUUGAACCUGUCCCGAUUGCAAUCGGAGGACCAGGGCUGGCAGCUGGUGUCAAGUUCAGGAAAGAUGUACCGAAUGGUGGGCUUGCAAAUGUGGCUGCAACUGUCAUGAACCUACACGGCUUCGUGGCCCCUGACGACUAUGAGACGACCCUCAUUGAGGUUGUUGACGUUUAGAUUCUGUUCUUUUUUUCGUUUUCGUUUCAAAAUUUUGCACUAGGGGGGAUGGCUACAGAAAGAAUACACUACACACUAUCCAUUCUUUCUGAAUAAAUACACCUUUUGCUUGCUGAGUUUUACUUUCUAGUGUAAUUGAGACUAUUAACUUAAGCAGCAUCGAACUAUUUUUCUCCUAUUUCGAUGGGGUUGUGAUUUGUUCGACAAUUCGAUGAUUUGAAAUAUAAUUAUCAACUCUUAGUGUCUUUCCAUUCGUGACCUA